GUGGCCAAACGAUGUCUGGUUUAGCUCAAUUAACCUUCAAACCAGUAACUGUAUGGAAGCCAAAAGAAUGCAUCUUAUAUUCAAGAAGGAGCUCUAUCUAGCAGUGUUGACAGUUAAUGUGAAUAGUAGCAUAAGCAUAUAUCUUAACAUUCUUUUCUAAGAUUCAAGCAAGAUGCAGAAGUUUGCACGAUAUUAAUGUCCCAGGAAGGCAUUAGACUCGAAUACUGUUUUUAAUUCACAUUUGCGAUAUAUUUGGAACAAAUUUAUAAAUAUUGUACAAUCAUUUGUCAGUUCAUGGUUAGUUCAAUGAGAAACUUAUGAAAAUGUUCCGCAGAUGAUGAAAAUUGACCUUAUAUGGAAUUUUAUGUGGAAUUUGAAAAAUGCAUUAUAAUUUCUGUUAAACAUAAUGGAAUUGGAAUCUCAUCAUUUCAAUUUUACUUGUAAUCGCAAAUUUUUAUCAUUUUCCACUAGAAUUUAGGUCACUUCCCAGUUAAACUGUGUGUGACUUACAUCAUUUAUUGAAUUCAGCAUCCAAGAUAGAAAUCUUUCCCUUGGAGGCUUUUGUUAGAUGUUAUCUCACUAUGCUUAUAGUUUUCUCUUUGGGUAUUUGUUACUCAUCUGAAUCUUCAUCUCAUUUUAGUCCAUGGGAAAUAUUUAGUAAGAUCUAUAACUGUUGGCUAAUGUUACAUGUAGUUUUAAUUCAGGUUCCUCUGUUCAGCAUACUAAAGAAAUUUGAUGGAGAAACAGUGACAGAAGUUGUUCGUCCUCGUGUAGCGAGGAUGAAAUAUCGUGUUACUAAAUUGCCACCUUACAUUAUUUUCCAUAUGGUGCGGUUUAAGAAGAAUAACUUUUUCAAGGAGAAGAAUCCAACAUUAGUCAACUUUCCGGUGAAAAAUCUGGAAUUGAAGGAUUACAUACCAUUGCCUACACCUAAAGAGGGUGAGAAGUUAAGGUCAAAGUACGAUCUGAUUGCAAAUAUAGUACACGAUGGUAAACCUGAGGAUGGGUAUUAUAGGGUUUUUGUGCAGCGAAAGUCAGAAGAGCUAUGGUACGAAAUGCAGGAUCUACAUGUUUCUGAGACUCUCCCUCAGAUGGUUGCACUCUCAGAGGCUUACAUGCAGAUAUAUGAGCAGCAGCAGUAGCAGAGAUGUUCUUAUUUCCUUAGAUCACUUAGCUACAUCCUCGGGUAACAGCAACAGCUUGCAAUCAAGGUAAGUAUUAAUUCUUUUGAAGUAGGCACGUUUUCCCAAGUGAAGGAAAGAAAUAUUGUAAUUUUGGGAAACCGUCUGAGACUUGUAGAAUUAAUUUAAAGCCAGGUAGGAGUGUCGCAAUUUUGGGAGCAGGAAAA
Molecule: messenger RNA, 1348 nt
Organism: Carica papaya (papaya)
Lineage: Eukaryota; Viridiplantae; Streptophyta; Magnoliopsida; Brassicales; Caricaceae
Source: RefSeq, a predicted model, not a curated record